AUGGAGCAUCACGAGCCAGUAGCAACGUCACCGCAAUCGCAGCCCCGCCUUACACAUCUCCCAUACGAGCUCAUCAACAACAUUGGUGUUUUUCUAUCAAGCCGAGAUCUCAAAAACUUCAGACUCUCAUGUAGAGCGAUUGUGGAAUGUACCAAACCACUCCUUGCGUUGCCCAAUUUCGAUGGCGUCCCGUGGAGGAAAGAUGGAGAGAGGCUAAAUCAUCUUUCCCUUAUACCGAGCUGCGCAAGGCGCAUUCACUCGGUCAAGUUCAACAUGGCUCGCUUGGUUGAGGAAGAGGUCGAAUACGCUACAUCGCGAAUCAUCAACGCAAAUGAACUGAAUCGAGCCUGGGGUCCUUAUCUCGAGACUCAAGAUAUCUUCCUCGACCCAAUCGAGCUGCCUGUUGACCUGGUAGUUCCAGCUAUCAUGAGGCUACCCAAUCUCGAUUCCGUGUGCCUGACUUGGACGCAGUGUCCUUGGGAAGACUAUAGGGCAAUUGAAGAUGUCUUUGACCCGGAAGAAUCCAUGGAAUUAGCUGGCGAUGAGAUUCUAGAGUCACAGCAAGCCAUCUUGGAUGCUCUACUCAGACGCAACGUACCGCUUAAGAGUCUGACACUCGAGCCGAUAAUGCAUCCGUACCUGAAGCUACCAUCCACGCUGGACCCAAGAGUAUCAACAGUCUUUGGGUCGGUGACCCAGCUGCACUUGCAUCUGAAAUACGACGUCAUCUCCUUCAAGCCAGACCGCCUCGAUUACUUCAUCUCUCUGAUGCCCAACAUCCGAGACUUAAAAGUCCACAGCACUCCUGUCGAGUUCGAAGCCAGCGAUCUUGACUUCUACAUCAAGAAGAGGCUUCCUCACCUUGAGAAGAUCGACCUAAGCUGUUUACAGAUCAACUUUGUGCACUUUGUCCGUCUGAUUAUCGAACACCGUUCAACACUCAAGGAAGUUGACCUGCAGAGUAUAUAUGGAUGGUGUGAUCCUUUCAGUUCAACUGACAUUGAUUGGGAUUUCAUCUUUAAGCUCAUGAGGGAGAAACUCGAGGUGUUGGAGACGGUUCGAAUCAAUGGCAGAUUCAGUGACAACGUGGGCUGGUAUCAGAUCUUCUUUCGUAACGACGUGCCUGCUGUGGACACGAUUGUUAGGCUCAUGGGAGAGAAGAGUGAAAGGCUUGAGAGGUAUAUUCUCGAAGGAGGGGAGUAUCCUCAGCCUCUGUGGAGGAUAUAA
Fusarium tjaetaba is the source of this 1227-nucleotide messenger RNA. RefSeq lists its product as uncharacterized. The coding region runs from base 1 to 1227 and encodes 408 amino acids. NCBI's taxonomy places the organism in Eukaryota, Fungi, Ascomycota, Sordariomycetes, Hypocreales, Nectriaceae. The record is from RefSeq and is a predicted model, not a curated record. The transcript has a single exon.